Cygnus atratus (black swan) is the source of this 2584-nucleotide messenger RNA. RefSeq names its product glycine receptor alpha 2 (gene GLRA2). Bases 1 to 1479 code for a protein of 492 amino acids. Gene Ontology annotation, cellular component: neuron projection; plasma membrane; synapse. Gene Ontology annotation, molecular function: extracellularly glycine-gated chloride channel activity; transmembrane signaling receptor activity; transmitter-gated monoatomic ion channel activity. The record is from RefSeq and is a predicted model, not a curated record. Gene Ontology annotation, biological process: nervous system process; signal transduction; regulation of membrane potential. The transcript is spliced from 10 exons. Lineage: Eukaryota; Metazoa; Chordata; Aves; Anseriformes; Anatidae.
AUGAACCGGCAGCUAGUGAAAAUUUUGACAACCUUGUUUGCAUUUUUCUUAGAGACAAACCACUUCAGGACGACUUUCUGUAAAGAACAUGAUUCAAGAUCUGGAAAAUCCCCCUCACAGACCCUGUCUCCUUCAGAUUUUUUGGACAAAUUGAUGGGAAGGACAUCGGGGUAUGAUGCUAGAAUCAGACCAAAUUUUAAAGGUCCUCCAGUAAACGUUACUUGCAAUAUUUUUAUCAACAGUUUUGGAUCAGUCACAGAAACCACAAUGGACUACAGAGUGAACAUUUUUUUGAGACAGCAGUGGAAUGACUCACGCCUGGCUUACAGUGAAUAUCCUGAUGAUUCCUUGGAUUUGGAUCCCUCUAUGCUGGACUCUAUUUGGAAACCAGAUUUAUUCUUUGCCAAUGAGAAGGGAGCAAACUUCCAUGAUGUCACAACAGACAACAAGCUGCUAAGGAUUUCUAAGACUGGAAAAGUGCUGUACAGUAUCAGGCUUACUUUAACCUUAUCCUGUCCCAUGGACUUGAAGAAUUUUCCUAUGGAUGUACAGACAUGUACAAUGCAGCUAGAGAGCUUCGGCUACACUAUGAACGAUCUGAUAUUUGAGUGGUUAAGUGAUGGACCUGUGCAGGUUGCAGAAGGCUUAACCUUGCCACAGUUUAUUUUGAAAGAAGAUAAAGAACUUGGUUAUUGUACAAAACAUUACAACACUGGAAAGUUUACAUGCAUUGAAGUCAAGUUUCAUUUGGAGCGUCAGAUGGGAUACUAUCUAAUCCAGAUGUACAUUCCUAGCCUGCUGAUAGUCAUUUUGUCCUGGGUUUCUUUCUGGAUCAACAUGGACGCUGCUCCGGCUAGAGUUGCACUGGGUAUCACUACAGUUUUGACAAUGACCACCCAAAGUUCAGGAUCAAGAGCUUCCCUCCCAAAAGUCUCCUACGUAAAAGCUAUUGACAUCUGGAUGGCCGUGUGCCUUCUCUUUGUCUUCGCUGCAUUGCUAGAAUACGCAGCAGUCAACUUUGUCUCACGGCAGCACAAGGAGUUUCUGAGGCUUCGAAGAAGGCAAAGGAGACAAAACAAGGCACAGACUAUGACUGUUGGGAAUGAAAGCGUCGAGUCCGUGAGGCGCGUGAAUGGCUUGCGGAGCAAAGAGUCAUCAGCUUACGGGACAGUGAAUCAGAUCGGCAAUUCAAGUUUGAGGGAAGAUGAAGUUGCUCGUGACAGUCGGUUCAAUUUCAGUGGCUAUGGCAUGGGUCACUGUCUCCAAGUGAAAGAUGGCACAGCAGUCAAAGCUACUCCACCUAACCCACCGCCAGCACCACCAAAGGAUUCAGAUUCCAUCAAAAAGAAGUUUGUUGACCGUGCGAAAAGGAUUGAUACAAUAUCCCGUGCUGCAUUCCCACUCGCCUUCCUCAUUUUCAACAUCUUUUACUGGAUUACAUACAAAAUUAUACGGCAUGAGGACAUUCACAAGAAAUAGGCAACUCUGGUUUGCCAGGACUACUCAGCCAAAGUGAUCCACAUGUAAAUAAACAAUGAAAUGUCUUUCUGUCAUUUGGAUUAAAGGUUUCUUUUUCCCCUCAGGACUCUGAAGAGAAAAUGAAAGAGAAAAAGAAUUAUAGAAGGAAAAGUUUAUUGCAUGAAACAGUAUGCCUGAGACCAGUCAAUAAGGGGUCCCUUUAUGUACUCUCAGUGUUCUUCCAGAUUCAGCAUUAAUCAGACAUCUGUAAAUGGGGCCAAAUUUUACCCAACUUUAUCACCAAGAUAUUAUUGUUUGAAACAUAAGAGAAUCAGAAAACAAACAAUCCUCCUAAAGCAUCUACCAAGAGACUGUGGUGGCUACAGUACAGUGAGUUAUAAGAGGACCAAACUUUUUCAGGAUAAUGUUGCCUUUCUAUUUGAAACAAGUCUACUGAGCUACAUUCCAUGACCAUGUCUGUAGUUAGUGGUUUCACCAAGGAGUCCUUCUUUUGUGGGUUGUAAAUUAUUUCUACUGACAGGGGAGAGAAGAUAAACAAAAGAAAAGAAAACAAAGCAAAACAAAUGAACAAACAAAAAACAGAUUUAUACUUUACUAUCCUUGUGGGUGUGCAUUUUAAUAUUAUCUUGCUUUACUAGAAUUGUAAUUUUGAGGUUGAACUUGUGUGUCGUGUGAUUUAUUUGAUAGCUGACACUCCAAAACCAGUGAAACUGCCCAGUUUAUUUUUGUUGGAAUACAGUGCACUUACUUCAUUUUAUUUCUGCUGGUUUUACAUGCAACUUGAGGUGCCAAACUGUAUUUUACCUAUUGUGCUACCCUGUACCACACUACUUAGUAAGAACUUGUUUCCUCAAAGGUGUAGCUCAGUUUAGCAUUGAGUUUCUAUUAUUGCUCUCAUUGUAGCUGCGAUCAAUAGCUCUAUAGGUAAACACAACUUGUUUACAGACCUCUAAUUUAUAUCAAAGUGGCUAUCAUUUUAAAUAUCAUCAAUUAACCUAAGAAUUUUAAAACUGUACUGUGAUUUUCAGAACCUGUUACCUUUUGGUGCCGGAUCUGCGUUAUUCAAAUCCUUGCUACAUGUUUUAAAGUAGAAAAUAAAAUAAAA